Spirometra erinaceieuropaei is the source of this 3796-nucleotide messenger RNA. NCBI's taxonomy places the organism in Eukaryota, Metazoa, Platyhelminthes, Cestoda, Diphyllobothriidea, Diphyllobothriidae. The record is from the annotation of a GenBank genome assembly.
AUGUUCACGCCCGAUAGAGAGUUGUGUCGAAAUUUCUCGGCGCCCUUCUGCGGUGAGUUAGCGAUAAUUGUUUUAAUUAAUCAAUUCUUCAUAACCGAAUGUAUUUGUAGACAGUUUGGUGGAAGAGGCUAGGGAGAUAAACUGUCAAAUUGACGCUGUAUGUAAUUACGUUGUUGUCGUUCUCCUCACUGAGCCAAAAUUCAAGCUAACUCCCUGCGGUCUAGAUCACCUGAAGGCAAAUCCGCAAGGAAAUUAAAUGAAAUGCAAAGAUCCAUGCACAGUGUAAAUCUCUCUAGUUGACUAUAUAUUAAGAAAAGGCUGCUCCGUUUCUAAGCACUCGAACAAUAGGUCUUAUUUGAAAUGGCAUUAAAUGUCAAGAUCUUGAGAGACCCGUUCAAGAAAGUGCGGUUUGUGAAAUUCCAUUUGUUUGGUGUUACCUGGGUGAAUAUUUAUCGAUGGUUUUUCGGAUGAGACUGAGAACUGACACCUCGUAUUCCACCUAUUGGAUGGGUCUUUUUCAUAGCUGCCAUUUAAAAAGUAAACUGAAAUGUCGGAUUGUUUAUCAGUGAGUCUGGUAGGGCCACGUCUCUGGUAAAGUUUGCAGGUCACGCAAAGUUUUAAGAUUCUGAAUCAUCAAAAAGCCUUUUUCGUGAUGAUAAGACGCUACUUUUUCCGUAAUUAGUGUACAGAUUGUGUUGCGGAGUUGUCGUUACAGGCGACAAGGUGAGUUCCAGGAAACAGUUGAGGAGGAGACUCGAUUGCCGGAGGAAGAAUUUUAUUUGUUUGACGCUUCGGAUUCACACUCGGACACUUCAUUAGAGAUAGCAGCAUGCAGAGAUACUUAACGCACGAGGCUUGCAGUACUUAUGGUGCUUAGUUGGUGUGUAACCGUAUGCCUACCAUAAUUAAUAGCUCGCGCAUUUGUCAAAAAUUGUCACACAUGGUGAGACGAUAGAUUAAUUGUCCGCAUCUGAAUCAUUAACUGCUACACUUUGUUCAGUUCUAGAUAGUUGUUUAACAAUUCGGAUCCAGGAUACCCUCGCUAGAAACAAUGCUCCCCAAUGCGCGCUCUGUACCCAGCUAAGUACUCUGUCCAGGUAGCCUCAGCAACAACAAAGACUUGGUUAUCGCACUGUCGGGCGUUUCACCGUCGUGCCGGAUAGGACAGACUGUGUACCUUCAGAAGGCAGAGGGCUUGCUGAACGAUGGCAAAUUCUAUGUUUGGUGAAUAACUGGCCUCGUAAAGGGGCUGGCGAGCGAAAUUAACAGUGAUUUGUUGACAACGGAGACCUUACUUAAAAAUGACCUCGGACGCAGCCAAAUAAUUUCACUGAUUUCUGAAGUCAGUAGUAGUAGUAGUUAAUAUGUAAAGAACAUCUCAACGUCGUUUUUCAGAGCAUGCAAAUCCUGACGGACUAGGAAGGUAGCAAUCAGCUGCUCUUCUUCGAUCUACCCUCAUCUGCCGCAGAGGUGCAUAGACAUGUGAAAAACACAAUAAAACGACAGCAACGACUUCACCAGCAAGGAAAGAGUUGUGCCUAAACGUUUUGUCAGCGUCCAUGAGGUGCAUUGCAGUGAACAAGAAAACAAGAUAACGGAACUACAAAAUUCGACGGAUACGCGGAGCGGACGGCUUCCAGCGCAGCUUUGUCAUCUGGUGCACACCAAAAUAAGACAAAACGAAAAACUGUGCCGACCUCAAAUUUCGACGAACACUCCCGCCCGCUAAGAACUUCUCAGAAAACUGUUAGAUGCCUCCUGUCAGCACUCGGAGUCGGGAUUUCACGCAAACUGGAAGCGCCCAUCAGCCGCCAAGUAAUGAGGACGAAAGAUCCGCUGCCACAGUGGAAAACGCUCACAGUCGCCUGCCGGAUCUGAUGGAAGUAGUGGCAAAGCAAAUACGCAAGAAAAGCAGGGGAUUACUCUGGUUGCAGAUGACCGAACAUGCGGCGGCAAAGGAGGAAUGACCCCAACUCACACGUCGCGGAUCAUUUAACAAGAUCCGUUAAGACCUUCAAGGGAAAAAAGAUAAAAGUUCUCGUGAGGGGAACUAAUCGCGUGAGUCUCGAGCUGACUCAAUCCCGGUUAUCCCAAUCGCAGUCCAUUAGCAAGAACAGCGAAGUCCUCCUCCAUAUUCGUCUCAGGAAUAUAAAAUCCCCCUAGUUGGAAGCUGAGCAAAAAAACCUACUUCGGAAAAAUUUGACCCCUCUAGUCAACCAACCAACAGGUCGGCUGAGGUCUAGUGUUCCUCCGAUAAGGAAUGAUGGCUGACCUGGCCGAAAUUUGUGUUGGAUGUUCUGAUUUCAUUGGUUGACAUUUUGUGAGCAUUUAAACCAGAAGUGGAGCUAAAAAAACUAAACCACGAUUUUUAUCACGUCUUUUUUAGGAAAGAAUGACACAGGGGAUGUGGUAGAAUACACCUACACACUGCAGCGCCCUAAUCGGGGCCAUCAAUUUGAGUACGUCUUCUGUUCCACCUCCAACAGCUACCUAUCUACUGUCAUUGAUUGGGAAAACGAACGUAAGUUUCCAACCAAAGCAUUUCAGCCAUGUUCUAUCACUGAAUACAUUGUCUUGGCCUAUGGGUAUGAAGAACGUCCAAAUGAAAGUGUGCGGUAGGGCGUUUUGCAAAGUUACACGCUUCCUGGAUUCCCGUCAGUAAUUCCGUUGUACCAAAAACCUGUGAUAACAACCAGAGUAUCUGAGAUCAAUCAUUCAUUAAGACUGUAGACCACAGCUGAUCAUCAGUGGUGUACGCAUGAUGUUGAAAUACAAACGGUCAUAUAAAGUGUCAGACGCUUUGCUACGCAGCAUACUUCAGCGGGCGAAACAAUGCAGACUAGCUCCAAGUUAUACAGUAGUCAUACGUAAUGCAGUAGCUGGUUCGCGGUUACAUAGGAGCAUGAGAGAAGGGGGUUAUGGAAAAUAUCAAUAUUUCGAUUGUGCCGGACACAGAAUACUGUCGAUAAAUGUUACAUCUCAACUACACAGACGCGUCUACUUUGAAACACAACUUUUUGGUAAACUAAUAAGUGGUCACAGAUGAAAUAUUUGAUAUCUAACUUGGAUUUCUUCCGAUUCCAUAAAAAUGAUCCUUUAGAAAUAAUGUGUGUGGGUGAGUAUUUGGAAAAGAAGCUAUGGUUCGCUACUGACAGUGGAGAGAUAAGGCAGGGUAUUCUACCAAAAAUAGUCUACCAGAGGAAUUACUUUUUAAACUUAAAUUAACCACCGAGGUUUACAAUCAAUAACUUUGAUUCGUUUGCAGUUGAAUCCCAGUAAGACUGAAAACACACAUUGAUGGUGAUUUUAGUUCACCAGCUUUAAAAUAUUCAACGGCAUCGGAAGUCAUAAAACGCAAACGUGGCACCUGUGAUUGCAGUAAUACCUUCACACGCAAGUCGGGAAUAAUUAGUAUAAACAAUUUCUAGUAGGUUUGCUAAGACAAGAUUGUAACUGUAUGCAUAUUCAUUGCUUUCUUAUAAAAUCUCAUCCAGGAUACGAGGGUGACGAUGGCACUGGUGAGAGCGACGACGGCGAGAAUGAGGAAGGCAGCGAGGGGGUAACGGAUGAGGAAGAGAGCGGAACUGACGGGGAUGAAGAAGGAAGCGGAGACGACGAGAACGAGGAAGACGGCGAGGGCGGCGAUGAGGAUUUCAAUACUAGUGACGCCGAAACCGACGACAUUCAUGAGAACACCGAUGAGUAUACGGACUCUAGGGAAAAGACCUCAACCCAUGGUCUUGAAAAUGGCGUACUCGGUACAGAAGAUGACGGAGUUGACUUGGUUGAUGUUUAA